AACUCGUGACGAUCCCGUGCCCAAGGAGAGCUUAGAAGCUGGUUUACACAGCUCACCUCAGCAGCCAGCUAAGCCUCUACAGCUAGAAGAGCGCAGCCUGUACAAUGGCUAACUAUGUGCAAGAGGAAAAGGACAGAUUCUCAUACAUUUACUCUUCUGAACUGGACAUUCCAUUCAGAAUAAAAAUUGGAACACUUGAGGGCCAGAGAAAGAAAAAGACUGUGCAAGCGUUGCUAGCUGAUCCUCAGCUGCAGUUCUCCGGUCUCUAUCAGAAUGACUACUCGGAUGUCUACGUUGUCACCGAGAUCUACGCUAAUGGGAAGAGGCUGACCCUACCGUCUCAAACGGCAUACAAGUCAUUCUCGAAUCGAUGGAACUGGAACGAGUGGGUCAUUCUACCAAUUCACUUCAAGGACAUACCUCGAAAUGCCAAGCUUUCCUUCACCAUUUAUGAUAUAUACGGACCACAGAAAGCGGUGCAAGUGGGUGGAACCACUAUCCCGAUAUUCGGAAAGCAUGGGUGCCUUCGUAAAGGGAUCCACGAUCUCCGUGUGUGGCCAGAUGUUGUUGCUGACGGAAGCUUGAAGAAUUCUACCCCUGGAGAAAUUGAAGAUAAUUCUGAAUCACAGUCUGAAAUGAUUCAUCUUUCGAAACUCGUUCAAAAGCAUCGCAAGGGCCGAAUGAUGACUGUGGAUUGGUUGGACAGACUCACCUUUCGCGAGAUAGAAGUCAUCAACGAACGAGAGAAACGUCGCUCUAACCAUAUGUUUCUCACUGUCGAGUUCCCAAAGUUUCACUAUGAUGGUUUCGAGCAUGCAGUGGUGUAUUUCGAAAGUGAUGGAGAUCUACCAGAAACACACUUACCACAGUCCGAAUUCAGAGUCGUACUUGAUCCUGAUUGCAAUUUGGACAACCUUGUUGAGCGAAAACAUCACAAUCUCACUCAUACACUUCGGAAAGGCCAUAACGCUAGAGAUCUCAAACCCAAUGCAAAGUUACGAGCUGCCAUCAUGAAGAUUGUUAAUGGACCCCCCACCCAGACUCUGGAUGCAACCGAAAAGUCACUCAUUUGGACGUUUCGUUACUUCCUUAUCGAGCAGAAAGCGGCACUCCCAAAGUUCCUUCGAAGUGUUAGCUGGGAGACAAAGCAAGAAGCAGAGGAAGCUCUGGACCUGUUGUACAAGUGGCAGCCAUUAGAUCCGGCCGAUGCUCUCGAAUUACUGACAUCCUUUUUUAAAGAGCCGAAAGUUCGACGAUACGCCAUCUCUCGACUUCGUUGUGCUGACAAUGAGGAAUUGCUACUCUAUCUCCUGCAACUGGUGCAGGCCCUUCGAUAUGAGGACCCUGUGUUCAUGAAUGAGAAGCCUGAAGACCAACCACCGGCACUGUCAGAGGAGGCCACCUUCAGCGAAGCCACUAAGUCUCGAAUGGAGCGUGAGUUGGCCGAGGCGUUUCAAGAGAGUGAGGGAUUGUCAGAGGAUGCUCCCUCCUAUGGCUACAACGAUGACCUCCCUAGCGACAGUGACAGUGAGCACGGUGAUGACAUGUUCUCCUCUUUCCCUGUGUCCAACUCUUUGGACACUUCACUCUCAGCACCUAGCAGUAUGGAAACAUCUGUUCUUGAUGAGUCUGAGUACCUGGACCUGUCCAGCUUUUUGAUAGCUCGUGCGUGUCGUAGCACACAACUAGCCUCGUACUUCUACUGGUACCUGUCAGUCGAGUGUAACGAGCUCAAGGAGAACGCACUCAACAUCAAAUAUGAGAGAAUCAGACUCAAGUUUCUUGAGGAGCUUAGACAUAGCCCUCGAAUCAAGUGGCAAAAGCGAGGGAAGAUGAUUGUGCAGCAAGAGCUUCUAGUGGCCGAGCUAAUGGGCAUAAUGACUACCAUCUCCAACAGCAAGGAAGACAGACCCAAGAGAGAGGAGAAGCUCCGGGCCAUUCUCUCAUCUCGUUCUUCCCUUCUCAAAUUCCCCCACCCUGUACGACUACCGCUGGACCCACGUGUGCGUGUGACUGGACUUAUUGCUGAGCGGGCGUCCCUGUUCAAGAGUGCACUAACUCCAGCCAGAGUGGGUUUCCACACCUCUGACAAUGACAUCUACUGGGUGAUGUUCAAGUUAGGUGAUGAUCUGCGUCAGGACCAGCUCGUUCUUCAGCUGAUCUCUCUCAUGGACCGCCUCCUCCAACGAGAGAACCUUGACCUCAAGCUGUCCCCCUAUAAUGUCCUAUCUUGCUCUGCUAAUCAUGGUUUUGUGCAGCUGGUGAAGGACACACAAGCUGUUGCUCAUGUUCUCUCGACAUACAAGACCAUACAGAACUUCUUCAGACAGAGAGCCCCACAAGAAGGAGCUCCAUACGGCAUACAACCAGAAGUUAUGGACACCUACGUCAAGAGCUGUGCCGGCUACUGUGUGAUCACCUACCUGCUCGGUGUGGGGGACAGACAUCUUGAUAACCUCUUACUAUCCAACUCUGGCCACCUCAUUCACGUUGACUUUGGUUACAUCCUUGGCCGAGAUCCCAAGAUUUUUCCUCCCCCCAUGAGAUUGAGCAAGGAGAUGGUGGAGGGCAUGGGGGGAACAUCCAGUCAGGAGUAUCAGCGAUUCAGGGAGCACUGUUACAGUACCUUCCUCGCACUCAGGAGAUCUGCAAAUCUGUUUCUCAACCUUUUCUCACUGAUGCUUGACUCUGGCGUACCUGACAUCGCCUUGGAACCUGACAAGACUGUGCAAAAGGUGAAAGACAAAUUCUGCCUAGACUUUAGUGAGGAGGAGGCAGUGAGGCAUAUCCAGUCCCUUAUUGACGAGAGCGUCACAGCUGUCAUGGCUAAACUAGUGGAACGAAUGCAUAUCAUAGCUCAGUACAUGAGAAAGUGAUUCAAUACAACAAUGUAGACUAGUUCAUUUCAUUCAUCAUAAUAAUACUUUAUUGUAAUUAUUGUUAAUUGUUGCUGAUUGUCAUUAAUAUUGUUAUUAGCCCCACCCCA
Messenger RNA from Halichondria panicea, 2986 nucleotides. RefSeq names its product phosphatidylinositol 3-kinase catalytic subunit type 3-like. Gene Ontology annotation, biological process: endocytosis; phosphatidylinositol-mediated signaling; autophagy of peroxisome. Gene Ontology annotation, cellular component: phosphatidylinositol 3-kinase complex, class III, type II; phosphatidylinositol 3-kinase complex, class III, type I; endosome. Bases 105 to 2876 code for a protein of 923 amino acids. The record is from RefSeq and is a predicted model, not a curated record. The transcript is spliced from 11 exons. Gene Ontology annotation, molecular function: 1-phosphatidylinositol-3-kinase activity. Lineage: Eukaryota; Metazoa; Porifera; Demospongiae; Suberitida; Halichondriidae.